GCGAGGAGUUCCUAACUAGGUUGUCAUCUAGAACGACAAUGUUCGAAUUAUCAAAAAUAGUUCACAUUCUCAAUCAUUUGUCAGUCCCUUCAUCCAUCACAAAAUGAACGUCAAAUCUAAGUGACUCAUCCACUGCUCCAAAAAACCAACGUUCCUCUAUGAAAGAUCCAUGCCAGUAACACCAAAAAUUCCCGUAACAUUUUCAUGAUUCCUCUCAAAAAUAUAAUACAAAAGAUUGUACCGGCAUCGGCAGCUUCAACGAAAAAAUCCCUCCAAUUAUUCUACAGAUGCCUGCAAAGACUCCACCAUACCCAAGCUUUCAAGAUUUCUCUUGGCGUGGUUCCUAUUCCGCUUGCCAUCACCCCAGCACCACCACAACCUCCCUCCUACAGCAGCGAAGUAACGAGAUAUGACGUCGAAGAAAACAUUGCCCACCUGAUGACCCUAGCGAGAGUGUCUCUCGAAAAAGGAGAAGUGGAAAGGGCCGAGGCGAUUUUGGAGAUGGGUAUCAAGAUCUGUGAAGAGUACCAAUCCUACAUGGUCAUGCCUUACAUGUACGACAUAUUGGCCUCCAUCGCUUUCGCUACUGGAAAUCUUGCAAAAGCUGAAGUUUUGUUAGUCCAGAUAAUAGAGAAAAUGGUUCAUUUAGGAACACCAGAAGAUGACAGUCAAAUCAUUGAUUUCCAACUACGGUUAUCCAGAAUUUACAGUGCCUACAAUAGAGAUUUACUAGCCGACAUCGGUUUCAAGAAUUGUCUCAAACACCAGGAAUACAAAAUUGAAGAUGGGGAUACAACAACCAAAACGGGAAUGCUGUAUGUGAAUUGUCUCUUUUGGUACGGACUCCACAAAAUCAAGUGUGAUGACCACAAAUCAGCAAAAAAUCUCAUCGAUUCGGCAUACAGCUUCUCCAUGAAAAUCAAAGGCUUGAGUCCAUAUCAAGAAAUGAUAAUUCUGUCCACGCUAGGUGAACUGAACACACAACUCGGCGUGUACGACAUAGCACUCCAAAAUAUACACAGUGCAAUACUUUUAGGAAGAGGUAUUGGGAGUCUGGAACUGCCUAGAUUCUAUUUGAAACUUGGUGAACUUUACAUGAAAUUGGGAUCACGCAGUACUGCUGAGCAGUGGUUGAAAGAAGCAUCGAACCUUGCUGAGCUGUUUAAUGAUAAAGACGUUGUAUUUGAAGCUCAACUAAUACUCAAUGAAGUUGUGAAUAAAAAAGAUUAAAGAUUUGUCGAAGAGUUAUAAGGCAAUAUGUUUCAAUCAACCCUAGCUUAUUAUAAAAUUUUAAUGAAUUUAUAGUCAAUGCAUUGUCAAUAAUAGUUAUCUAGCUCAGUUCUUUAUUAUGAAGAAUUGAAAAUAAAAACACUUUCCACAACUGUUUCCUAAUAAAUAUUUAUUCGCAAAAUUCAUUGAAAUCUACCACA
This is a messenger RNA of Phaedon cochleariae (mustard beetle), 1430 nucleotides long. NCBI's taxonomy places the organism in Eukaryota, Metazoa, Arthropoda, Insecta, Coleoptera, Chrysomelidae. The record is from the annotation of a GenBank genome assembly.